GUAGAAGAAAGUAGCUCAUCGUAAAUUCAUUGCUCACUGAUUUUUUGCUAGCUAACUCCCAGCUCAAAACAAUGGCACUCGUCACAGGCAGUGGUAUCGCAGCUCUCUCUUCUUCCUCGCUCAUCUCCAACAAGCUCCGUGUCCAAUCGAAAUCGCCCACAAGCUUCAUCGGCACAAGAAAUCUAGUAGUAGUAAGAGCGUCCUCGAACAAAUCAAGGGAUGGUGGUGAUGGCGGCAUCAGUGGCGUUCUUGACGGCACCAAGAAGGAGAUCACCCGCGAGGAGGUGCUCAAGAACCAGGCCGAGAACGAGUCGGAGAAGCGCUCCGUGUUUGGAGCCGUCCCAUCGUCCGGAUCGCUCUAUCCCAGGCCAGAGGUCGAGAGGCGACCAGAGACUGGAGAUCGAUCGUUCCCCAGCUUGAUGGCGUUCGAUGGAGCCGGCCCGGAAACGAUCAACGGAAGACUGGCAAUGAUUGGAUUGGUGUGGGCAUUCGCGGUGGAGCGAAUGACGGGACAAACCGUGGCGGAGCAGCUCUACUCGCCGGGGAGCACUGGUCUUUUCCAUUUCUUGGCAGUGGCACAGCUAUUCGCGUACGCGUCGCUGGUGCCCAUGUUUAAGGGCGAGAGCCCGGACAGCAGAUCGUUUGGGCCAUUUAGAGCCAUGGCGGAGCGCUGGAAUGGGCGAACCGCGAUGCUUGGCUUCCUCGCCUUGGUGAUCACCGAGUUUUUUACCAAGACUCCAGUGUUCCACAUGAUGUAAAUUUAAUAGUUCUUAAACUGUUCUAGAUUUCAUUCUUUACAAAGAUUGCUGCGUGAGAACGAUGUGUUGGAAAAUGGAUCUGGACAGGCCGGGGAUUGAACCUAGGACCGAUGUGUUGGAAAAUGGAUCUGGACAGGCCGGGGA
Molecule: messenger RNA, 902 nt
Organism: Selaginella moellendorffii
Lineage: Eukaryota; Viridiplantae; Streptophyta; Lycopodiopsida; Selaginellales; Selaginellaceae
Product: early light-induced protein, chloroplastic-like
Exons: 2
Coding region: 72-758 (228 amino acids)
Source: RefSeq, a predicted model, not a curated record